CAAUUAUAUUAUAAGUAACCCAAAACAAACAGUUAGUAAGUAGUAACAAGAUUAUAGCACACAUCAAGAUGAGACUGUUUAUAUUUCUUAGCUUUUUUUUCGUUUACACCUUUGCCAUACGUCCAGGCCCUGUAAUUCAAGCUUCAAAGGGUGCAGUAUGGCCUAAGCCCCAACAACAAGAAGUAUCUGAGACUUAUUAUUUAAUUCGCCCUCACUCUUUCACUUUUGAGGCACCGGUAAAUAUUGGGUGUCCUAGUUUCUUAGACGACGCUUUAACGAGAUACUGGACCAUCAUUGCUACUUCCAUAACAUCAAAGUUAGAAGAAACACCAGAAGCGAACUUUUGGGAAUUAGAUGAUAAUUUUCUUGGGUAUUUGGAAACAUUGACGAUUACUUUACUCGGCGAGUGUCCAAAUGAGAAUAUUUUACCGGAAUUACACGACAAUGAAAAUUAUACUUUGACUGUUGACUCCGAGGGGGCCUUUCUGGAGUCGGAGACAAUAUGGGGCGUUUUGAGGGGUUUGGAGACAUUUUCUCAAUUAAUUUACGCAGAACAAGAUACACUAAUGAUUAAUACAACUAAAAUCGUUGAUUUUCCGAGAUUUCCUCACAGAGGUUUUCUCCUGGACACAUCACGUCACUUCGAGCCCGUGCGUAUCAUUCUGCAAAUGCUGGACGCUAUGGCUUAUAACAAACUUAACGUUUUUCACUGGCAUAUCACAGACGAUCAUAGUUUUCCCUAUAAAAGUCGCACCUACCACGAGCUAAGUGAUAAGGGUGCUUAUCACCCUGUUAGUGGAGUCUACGAACAAAGUGACGUUAUGAAAAUAAUAGAAUAUGCCAGGGUUAGGGGGAUUCGGGUAAUCCCCGAGUUCGAUACUCCCGGUCAUACACGUUCUUGGGGAGUGGCCCACCCGGAACUGUUGACUAGCUGUUUCACGGACAAUGUGGCCAAUGGCGAACUGGGCCCAAUGGACCCAACUAAGGACACCACUUACGAUUUUAUCAAUAAUUUGUUUACGGAAAUUGUGGACGUUUUCCCCGAUUCAUAUUUUCAUAUAGGGGGUGAUGAGGUUGAAUUUGACUGUUGGAAAAGCAACCCGGAUGUGAGUAAUUUUAUGAAACAGAACAAUUUCUCGACUUAUGAGCAACUUGAAAGCUAUUUUAUUCAACACGUGGUCGACAUUUUAGACAAUUUGAGUUCGAAAUACCUUGUUUGGGAGGAAGUUUUUGUAAACGGAGUCGAGUUACCUAACUCGACUGUUGUACACGUUUGGAAAGACAACGGUCUUAGCACUUUGAAUAAUGUGAUUAAAGCGGGUAAAUAUGGUCUGUAUUCAUCUUGUUGGUAUUUGUCGGUUCUGCACAGUGGUAGUGACUGGGAUGCGUUUUAUAAAUGCGAACCUGGUUUACUUUUGCACACAGAGGAGGAAAAGAAAUUGUUAUUAGGAGGCGAAGCGUGUAUGUGGGGAGAAUAUGUUAAUGAAUUCAGCGUAAUCCCAAGAGUAUGGCCACGAGCUAGUGCUGUAGCUGAAAGACUUUGGUCUGAUGAAAACGUUGUUGAUAUUUCUGAUGCUCAGAUCAGACUUGAGGAACAUGCGUGCCGGAUGAACAAAAGGGGAAUUGCGGCACAGCCUCCAAAUGGACCAGGAAUGUGCUUUUAAGCAAUAAAACAUCCAAAUUAU
Molecule: messenger RNA, 1685 nt
Organism: Tribolium castaneum (red flour beetle)
Lineage: Eukaryota; Metazoa; Arthropoda; Insecta; Coleoptera; Tenebrionidae
Product: beta-hexosaminidase subunit alpha
Exons: 7
Coding region: 69-1664 (531 amino acids)
Biological process (GO): glycosaminoglycan metabolic process; carbohydrate metabolic process; ganglioside catabolic process
Cellular component (GO): membrane; lysosome
Molecular function (GO): beta-N-acetylhexosaminidase activity
Source: RefSeq, a predicted model, not a curated record